UGCCCUUUCACGUGCACGCGCGUCAUGACGUCAUCACCGGUGAGUUUCCGCGUGCACAGCGUUCCUGGAUACAGAGUGGGAAACGGACACAACACCGGCUUACUGUGUACAAAUAAAACCCAAUAAGACGUAGUGUCUGGUUAAACCGGACUGUCCUGCACACAUGGCCUCUGUGGAGCGUAAGCAGGAAAAGCAAGGACCCUUCUAUCUGGGUUAUGACACCAAAAGACCGACGAGUGCGGAGAUAGUGACGGAAGCCCGGCGUUCCCUCAGGACUCUUCAGACACGGCGGCCCUUCACCCCACGAGAGGAGCACCGGCAGCUUUUCACAGGAUCCCACGAUGGAAGACCGCCGUCCACAUUCAGUCUUCAUGCUAGAAAUUUCGAAGUUCCGGAUUCCAGGCCGAAUUCAGGGACUCGCCUGUCGCCUUUGGGACACAAGCCCGGGUUGCCACGUCCUCCUCCGGAUGAGCGUACGGACCGCAGAGGUUCAGGAGGAGCUCGGAAAAGGCUCGUCAGGGCACGAUCGCUCACGCUGGAACUCUGUACGAGCCAACACUCAACCGCUCCUCAAUCCGUCGGUGUUCACGAGCCAACCGUGAGUAUGAAGUCGUCCCAUCAUGUGUACACCAAGUCCUCACAUCCCGGUCACAACCAAGAAAGAACAGAGAAACCCUUAAAAAUAACCACGCAGAUACCAACCGAACACAGAACUUUACGGUCCAGCAAUGCUGACUUUUCCCGAGCCAAAGGAAAACCACCAGACACAUGGCAUGGACGCGGAGACGCCGCAGGAGACGAUGGCAUCGACGACGAAUCGCUCUUCUGGACCAACGACGUGCUUCCCGUGGUGCAGACGUUCGAGUCGGUUGCUCCAGGAGGAACCGUUGCUCCCGAGACCAUCGAGCGCCUUCUUGAGGCCUGUAGAGACCUCUAUAAUGUCCUGCUGGAGAAAGGCAUGCUGGGAAAGCGUUUGAAGAGAAGGUCCUACAUUCUCCGAGCGCUGUUUCGGCUUAUCGAUUUGGGAUCAGACCCGCUCAACCUCGCCCUAGCUCAACUCAUACUCGCGCUCGAGGUCAGCGGGAACAACCUGCUGAACAUCUGCAAGCUCGUCUUCAAAAUAAGCCGGAGUUCCAGAAACGACUUCCUGUUCCAGGAUGACCCGGUUAUCGAUUCCCUUGUGUCCCUAAUAGAUGAUUGUAAUAGCGGUGGAGAAGCUGUGCUGUACUGCAUGGGCUCCUUGAAGCUCCUCUCAGGAAACAGCUCCCUCGCCAGGUUGCUCCUGGAUAAAGACUUCAUCGCCGUCUCGCUACGGCUCUCUGAGCGUCUCGUUCAGUUCUCAGACCCUACAACUUGCCCUACUGAUCAUCACACACACACUGUAGCAGGGCAUAUACUGGUGCAGGUUACGUCGGCUUUGCGAAACAUGGCCGACUUCCCGGAGUCCCGUCCCUCCUUUCUGUCCAACGACGUCUUUUCUAGAUUGUGCGCAGUCAUGGAUCGUCACCAAGAAGACCAGGACGUCUGCCUGAAUGUAUCCAGGAUAUUCAGCAAACUGUCCUCCUAUGCUGAGUGCUGCUCCGUUCUAGCCGAGACACCGAGCUGCUACAGGCUAUUUUUAUCCCUGUUGUGCAAACACAGCAGGAAACAGGCACUCACGGUACGUCUGCUGUUCACGUUAGGAAACCUGGCAGCGAGGAGCAACCACGCCAGAGAGAGAGUGUAUGAGGAGGAAAACACCACAGGGGUUCUCCUAGAGCUUUUCCAGAGCUACCUGCAAGUCCCUGAGAACCACCCACACGAGGAAGAGGAGGAGGAAGAGGACGUCCUGAUCAAGCUGAUCCGAGUGUUGGCUAACAUGUCCAUUCACCCCGGUGUAGGCUCGUCACUGGCAGCUAAUACACAGUGUGUGGAGCUUCUAAUGAAAGUGAUUGAGCUGCGGUCUGUGGACGAGAGUCCCGAGACGGUAGUGAACGCUUUAACCGCCAUCAACAACCUGUCCUACGUCCAAGGAGAAUGCUCGGUCGUCCGUCUCCGGCACGCACACGUCUCCAGGUUGUUGCUGAGGCUGUUAUUAAGCCCGCGCAUGGAUGCAGUGUUGGAGGCUACACGUGUGUUCGGUAACCUCUCUCAGAUAGAAGAAGUACAGAGUUUUAUCAUCGGGAAUAAAGUGCACCAGUUCGUCGUGGCUCUGCUGGACUCCAAGAAUCCUGACAUGUGCUUCUCGGCAUGCGGAGUUCUCACCAACCUCGCUGUAGAUCCCAAGAACAGAGUCAUAAUUAACCAGGAAGGAGCCAUACAUAAGUUGAUUGAUUGCCUGCGGGAUUUCGGCCCUCAGGACUGGCUCUUGGCUACACAGGUUUGUCAGACGCUGUGGAACUGCACUGAAGACACCGAGCAGGAACAUGCACAAGAGCUGCUGGAGAUCCUGAGCCUCUAUUCAGACCAGAAGGCUUUGAAGUGGCCUUCAAGCGCCGAUAUAAAGGCUUACCAGGAAGCGUGCUGGGAGCUGAAGUUCUUGCCUGUAGCCGAGAGGCUGCUGAAACGAACAAGGAGACUCGCAACCGUUCCCGGAUGCCAUCAGUGAAAUAAGAGAGAACAUUUAAUGAUAAUAAAAAUCCAGGGUAUAGACUAA
This is a messenger RNA of Silurus meridionalis, 2635 nucleotides long. It is a transcript of the gene armc2, whose product is annotated as armadillo repeat containing 2. Bases 164 to 2587 code for a protein of 807 amino acids. NCBI's taxonomy places the organism in Eukaryota, Metazoa, Chordata, Actinopteri, Siluriformes, Siluridae. Gene Ontology annotation, molecular function: protein binding. The transcript is spliced from 18 exons. The record is from RefSeq and is a predicted model, not a curated record. Gene Ontology annotation, biological process: sperm axoneme assembly; cilium organization.